AUGCGCUUUUUAUGCCUUCACGGUGCCAUUGGCAACAUUGAUAAUAUUACCAUCCAGUUAUCGCCCCUGCAAAAGGAAUUGGAGAAAGACCAGGCUGCCUCCUUCCACUGUAUCACUGCCCCUGUUGAGGUUACCCCCCCAGAAGGCUUCGGGGAGUAUUUUGGGGUCGGUCCGCACUACCGAUGGGUCAAGGAUGGGGGAGUGGCCGAGCUCUCCAUGCUCACCCGUAUCAGAAAGAUCCCGGAGGGCCAAAAUCCAGAAGAUGUGAUGAGAGCAUUGGCUGGCGAGGAUCGCGAGAAUCAUAGCUGGGACAACAAACAGGACGUCAUGGACUAUCUCUAUGAUCAACUGGAGAAGAACCCAGACAUUGAGGGCAUUGUGGGCUACAGUGAGGGGGCCGCCGUGGCAGCUAGCUUCAUCAUGGAUGAGGAGAAGAGGCACCAGGAUACUGGCCGAGCUCGCCGCAUCAAAUGUGCGCUCUUCUUCACUGGCUGGCCUCCUAUCUCACCGGAUGAUAAGUUGAUUCUUGCCGACGAGGACGAGCGUAUGAUCGACAUUCCGACUCUUCAUGUGGUCGGUGCAAAUGACCCUUACCGGUACGGCGCAGAAGCUUUGUACAAUGUCUGUGAUCCCGACACCGUAGCCAUGUUUGAUACAGGGAAAGGACACACGAUUCCGCGCUCGGGCUUGGUGAUAACCGAGCUGGGAAAUGAGGUCCGAGAGCUAAUUGAGAGAGCACGAGUCGACGAGUGA
Molecule: messenger RNA, 753 nt
Organism: Penicillium riverlandense
Lineage: Eukaryota; Fungi; Ascomycota; Eurotiomycetes; Eurotiales; Aspergillaceae
Exons: 4
Coding region: 1-753 (250 amino acids)
Cellular component (GO): cytoplasm; nucleus
Source: RefSeq, a predicted model, not a curated record